Molecule: messenger RNA, 1201 nt
Organism: Zophobas morio
Lineage: Eukaryota; Metazoa; Arthropoda; Insecta; Coleoptera; Tenebrionidae
Product: haloalkane dehalogenase-like
Exons: 8
Coding region: 364-1182 (272 amino acids)
Source: RefSeq, a predicted model, not a curated record
UCAUCGUAAAAUUAGUUUAGCUUCAGCUUUCAGUUAUGAAAAAAUCCAGCACCACUAAAUCUCCAAGGCAACACAUAGUAAGUGUUUUAAAGGAAGACAAGGAAAAGGAUUCACGGCACAAAAAAGUUAAGAAAGUAAGGAAGGUUAAAGAUAACAGCCCCACUUAUUUUAGUAUUUUCCAGACUGUUUUCAUCUUGUUAUCAUUAUUUCCUGCAUGCGCUUAUUUAUAUAACUUCAUAACCUGGCCUUCUUGCGCGUUUUAUUCCUCGUCUGGUUUUUGUGUCUAUCAACUUUCCUCUCGUGAAGUUAACUUGAAGUUAGAAAAUUUCCCUUUUGAAUCCCGUUUUAAAAUUGUUGAUUCCGAUGAUAAUCUUACCUUGCACUACGUCGAUGAAGGGGGGCUCAACACGCAUAUACUACUUUUACUCCACGAUGCACCUCUUUGGUCCUUUACGUAUCGGAAAACUCAUCUCUAUUUUUUCAAUGGCAAAACUCCGAGUUAUUGCCGUUGAUUUAAUUGGUUUUGGUCGUUCUGAUAAGCCUUCCGUACGAAAAAUUCACACCAUUGAAAAUCAUAUGCGGUGGAUUACUUCUUUGCUGGACCAGAUUGCCAUUAAUGAAGGCAUUACCUUGUUUGCUAUGGGCCGCGCCGGACUAUUAGCUCUUUCUUUGAUGAAAAGUGAUCCAAACCGCUACUCUCGGAUUGUUCUCGGAAAUUCUUUAUUUUAUUCCCGUGAACUCAGCAAUCUUCCUUUUUCGCAUAAACUUGAGCGCUAUAUCACUCGCUUUUCCCCUUAUCUUUCGCCUACUGAAACACUUAAAAGAAAUACGCUCUCACAGCAUUAUUAUUCACUUUCGGAAAUUACUGAGUUCGAGACUGCUAUGCCGCACCACGCACAUACCGUUGCUUGGAGCGCCAUUACUGACUGGUCUUUGCCUUGCAGCGAAAAAAAAAUUUCUGAAUUCACAGAUUUUUAUGAAAAUUUCACAAAGCCAAUGCUUAUCUUAACUUCUAAAGAUUACGAAGUUGGGACGUUGUUCGGCAAUUGGUUUAAGACGCACGUGCCGGGCGCCGCACACCAACUAAAUGUGGAGUACAACACAAGUGAAGAAUAUAUUCAAGAAAAUCACGCCUCCGAAAUUGCCAAUCAAGUUAUGCUCUUUCUGGAGAGCAAAAGUUAAAACUAAACAGACUUUUGGA